AUGUUAAAAAGCAACAAUGGACACGUGAAGUCGACGGCUUUAAACCCUGACAGACCUUUAAAUAGCUCACCUCAAUCCAGAAACAACCACACAGCUCAGGAAUUACCAAGCACAGGGAGCUCCUUUUGGACACAGACCAUGCUGAAGAAACUGCUUCAAGGACGCAUGCUCCUCCCAUUGAUUCUUGUGACUGGGAUUGGAGGUGGCUUCCAAUAUGGAUUCAACAUGUCUUCAAUCAAUGCACCUUCAAUGUUUAUUAAGGAAUUCAUUGCUGAGACAUGGGUCACCCGCUUUGGCACGACAUUGGAUGAAACAGCCAUCACACUUCUCUGGUGUGUCAUUGUCUCUAUCUAUCCAAUUGGAGGACUUAUUGGCGCUCUGAAUGCUGGACAUCUCUCCAUAAAGUAUGGGAGGAAGAAUGCUCUGCUUUUCAACAACAUUGUGGCCAUCAUAGCUGCAAUCAUAAUGAUGCUCAGUAAAAAGGGAAAGUCCUUUGAGAUGAUCAUGGUGGGGAGGUUCCUCUAUGGCAUUAAUGCAGGUAUUGGCCUCAAUGUUCACAGUAUGUAUCUUGGCGAGAGUGCACCGAAGGAAUUGCGAGGCCUUGUAUCUCUGACCCGGGCGAUGUUUGUUGCCUUUGGCAAGUUCAUUGGACAAGUGGUUGGACUCAGAGAGAUUUUGGGAACUGAGGCAGCCUGGCCUUUGCUGCUGGCGUUCAGCGGCCUGCCUGCCCUCAUUCAGCUGGUGCUGCUGCCCUGGUUCCCAGAGAGUCCCAGAUACCUUUUGAUUGAUAAGGGCAACAAGGUCCUCUGUGUGGAUGCUCUGCGGAGACUCUGGGGUCAGGGAGACUUCUUUGAGGAGGUCCAAGAUAUGGAGGCUGAGCAGGCUGCUGCAAAGGGAGAACGAGCAAAGACUGCCAGGGAACUGUUCCAAGAUCGCUCAGUACGAUGGCAGCUCAUCACCAACAUCAUGCUGACCGUUGCUAUGCAGCUUUGUGGCAUCAAUGCAAUUUACUUCUACUCUUCUGAAGUGUUCCAGGAAGCUGGAAUUCCUGACUGGACGAUACCAUAUGUGGUACUGGGGGCAGGUGCAACACUUCUGAUGACCUCCAUGGUUUCUGGUUUUUUUAUUGAGCGAGAUGGGAGAAAGGCCUUACUGUGGAAAGGAUACAGCCUCAUGACCCUGUGGGCAGCACUCCUGUGUGUAACUCUGCCUCUGCAGCAUCAGUUCACCUGGAUGCCUUACUGCAGCAUAUUCCUCAUCUUUGCGUAUAUCUUCAGCUACGGGAUUGGUCCUGCGGGAGUGACUGCGAUCAUCCCCUUCGAAAUCUUCACUCAGUCUUACCGACCUGUUGCCUUUGUGAUAAACGGCUCCUUCCAGUGGCUAGGCCUCGUCCUUCUGGGAAUGAUCUUCCCGUUUAUUGUGGAGGGACUGGGACCAUUCUGCUUCCUGAUUUUCCUGGGCGACUGCCUGAUCAUCGCUGUGUUCAUCUUCAUCAUUCUCCCGGAAACAAAAGGAAAAACUAUCCUGGAAAUCAAUGAGGAGUUUCGGAAAAUCAACCGGAAGAGAAUGGGAGGAAGCUCGGUGGCGGUUCGCAGGAAAGCCCCACAGCCCGAUCCAGAGAUCUUUGUGAUCGCUACCAGACUGUAA
Hemiscyllium ocellatum (epaulette shark) is the source of this 1647-nucleotide messenger RNA. RefSeq names its product solute carrier family 2 member 11, like (gene slc2a11l). Gene Ontology annotation, molecular function: hexose transmembrane transporter activity. Lineage: Eukaryota; Metazoa; Chordata; Chondrichthyes; Orectolobiformes; Hemiscylliidae. The record is from RefSeq and is a predicted model, not a curated record. The transcript has 12 exons. Gene Ontology annotation, cellular component: membrane. Gene Ontology annotation, biological process: monosaccharide transmembrane transport. Bases 1 to 1647 code for a protein of 548 amino acids.